Messenger RNA from Daphnia pulicaria, 1585 nucleotides. Its product is annotated as adenylate cyclase, terminal-differentiation specific-like. NCBI's taxonomy places the organism in Eukaryota, Metazoa, Arthropoda, Branchiopoda, Diplostraca, Daphniidae. The transcript is spliced from 4 exons. The record is from RefSeq and is a predicted model, not a curated record. Bases 125 to 1417 code for a protein of 430 amino acids.
UCUUUGAUCCCUGGUGCGAGUUUUGGCAAUCAUUCACACAUCGACGUCUGUCAAAGUCACAUGUUUUCAUUUUAGACGAGGUUGUCAUCUCAUUUUUAUCCUGUCAUUUGCUGUCAAACGAAAAAUGACGUACCAACAGUGGAAUCACCAGCAUCAUUACCAGGCUGUACCAGAAUCAAGGCCUUUGCUUAUGCAGCCAUGGCAGCACGAGUUUGGUUGUCCUGUGCCCAGACCACGUUCUUUUUCAUUGGGUAGUCGACCAACUGGCCAAGAGUUGUUGCAAGUCUCAACCAAACGAAUGUACGACACAUCCCCGCAGAUCAUUCUGCCAGUCGAUUCGAACCAAAACUAUUGUUACAGCAGCAACAACAAUCGUACGAGCGAUUUCAAAUCUAAACGCCAUUCAAGGAAAUGUGGUUGGGCACUUGUUUUCAUUUUAUUACUGGCCAGCGGUUUGUCUGUUUUGGCAUGGUGGAAACUUCGCCGAUCAAUUGUUUUAGAUCAAGAGAAAGAUUAUCCUCCUGUACCUGCCCAGCAACAUUAUCAACCACCACCACCUCCUCCUGUUCCUCAGCAGCAGCAGCAGCAGCAAUCGGCUUACCAUCCGUUACCACCUCCACCAGCGGCUCUGGUUCCCCCCGGCACCCAGCAACAGUAUUAUAUGCCUCAACAACCGACUGGAUGGCAACAGCCCCAACAACAACAACAACAGCAGCAUUAUCAGCACGUUCCUCCUGUUCCUGUCGAAGCCCAGCGAAACUACCAGCCGCAACAGUAUCAACAACAACAGUACAAUAAUCCGCAACACAGCUAUCCGCAACAAUAUCAACAACCCCAUUACGGUCAGCCACCGCAGAUUAAUCCGCACCACGCCCAACACUACGCCAAUCACCAACCGGAUGUAGCCCAUCACCAAGGUGAACAGGUUCCUCGAAAGUCUUGGAUGAUGGAGCACGUAGAAAAUCCUGUAGCUCAAAAUGAAAUGCGGCAUCAACAACAACAAUUUCAGCCCCAACAGCCUCAGCAGAUUCAUCAACAGCCUCAACAACAAUCUCAGCAAUCAUCGCCUCCUCCACCACCUCCACCACCACCUCACGUUCAUCAUCAACAACAACAACAACCACCACCGAUGAUGGAACCGGUGCUGAGUCGUCAAGAGGAGCGGGCCAAAGCCAGAAACCAGGCGAGGACGAUGAACCCCAAAAAGAAUUCGUCCAAAGUUCAAGACGACGACAUUUGGGAGCAGGAAAAGAAGGUGGAAAACGAUGAAAUUGCCGUAGAGAUUCCAUUAAAGUUACGACUAGAACCGGCCCUGUUUUCGUUCACAGAGUCAGUUCUAGGAAACGAUGGCACAGUUUUUAUUACGUCAUUCGAAGAUGACGAGGAUGUCACAGUUGAAGUGAUUGAAGAAGCUUAAACAGCUACUAUAAAUGUGUAUUAUUCUGCAUGAUGUGUAAAUUUUGUAAAUUUCUUUUUUUAUUUAUCGAGAUACUAGUUUUAUGCAAUUCAAUUAAGAUAAUUUAUUUCUGAAAAGAGUUUUUUAAAAUAAGAGAAUCAAUAAUACACGCAUAAUUAAAUAAGGAAA